This is a messenger RNA of Tigriopus californicus, 2888 nucleotides long. RefSeq lists its product as uncharacterized. The coding region runs from base 1582 to 2781 and encodes 399 amino acids. The transcript is spliced from 8 exons. The record is from RefSeq and is a predicted model, not a curated record. Gene Ontology annotation, molecular function: chitin binding. Gene Ontology annotation, cellular component: extracellular region. Lineage: Eukaryota; Metazoa; Arthropoda; Copepoda; Harpacticoida; Harpacticidae.
UUGAGCUUGCCCAGGAAGUCAUCAAUCAACCGCGAGAUUUUGAGCCCUGAAUAGCUCACUAUUAUAAAGAAACAAUUAUUACCCUAUCUUUGGAAUCCAAGAAAUCCAAGAAAAUGAAAGCCUUUGUUAUCGGCCUUUUCUUGGCUGCUAUUUCCUUUGACUUGGCCAUGUCUGCAUGUGAAGUGAAGUUGGAGGUCUUGGAGUGUACUGAACUCGCCGACGGUGACUUUCCUUUGGAUGUUGAUGGAAAAUUCAAAGUUAUCAGUGUUAGAAAUUCCCAGAUCACCAAAUUACCCUCUAAUGCCUUUGGAUCGGCCAAGGCAAACAUUUUUGAGAUAUCUGAUAAUUCAGCAUUAGAAGAAAUUGAGGCCAACUUCUUUGGUUCAGACUCCGUGGUGGUCAGGGAGAUUCUGAUUAUCAACAACAACAAAUUGAGGUCAUUCCCUUGGAACAAUUUGGCAGCGUUAGUUGGGUUGGAGAAGUUUUAUCUCAUCAGCUCAGCUGUUCCAGCAUUGGAGAGCUAUCUCCCUUGGCCAGCCUCUGUUGCCGAGAUUGACCUCACCGAUAACCUUGAAAUUUCUGUCAUCCCGCCAUUUGCCUUUCAAAAGGCAAAGCACAUCAAAUCCCUGAACCUGAAGAACCUUAGCCCAGAACUGACCAUCCAAAGUGAUGGCCUUUACACCACCUCUUUAGAAGAGCCUUCGCUAUCGUUCUUCUCUUCAGAAGAACUCAAUGAGGCCGACAUGGUCCUGGAAAAAGAUAUCUUUGGAUUCCUCCAAGACGGCGAAUCUUGGACUAAGGUCGAUGCUCGAUUUCCUGACUUUCCUGAGAACUCCUUCCGUCUCAUUUUGAAGGAAUAUUUCGAUCAAGGCCGCACGGAAUAUCUAUCCAGUUCCAACGGUCAAACGAAAGUCAAAAAUUGCGAUUGCAGCAUUGCUUGGCUCUACAAAGAUGCUCAUAAAUAUGGCUUGAGCGAGUACAUCAGUCUGGUUGGAGAAAAUAACGUGGUUUGUGAAGGAAUUGGACCGGUUUUGGAAACCACAGAUGAGGCCUUCAUUGAAAAGAUGGACUCUUGUCCUCACACUGAAUUGCCGUAUCCAGACCAAAACCCUUGUGAAGGCUUCGAAUCCCUGGUCCCAAAUCCCGCGGAUUGUAAAUGUUACUUCAAUUGUAACCAUCUUGGACAAAACAUGGGAGAGACAUGUUGCCCUGGAAACCUCGUGUUCGAUCCCAUCUUGUCCACGUGUAAUCAUCCGGAAAAUGUGCCAAGUUGCCAACGAUGAACAAGAUCUUAAUCAAGGCUGGAUUCACUUCAUCAAAGCCAAAGUCAAAGAAUUGCCUUGUUGGAUCUCACCACUUUUCCGGGCUCAAGCUUAAACAUUAAAUUUAGCUAUUACAUAAUAUGUCCCAUUGUCACACGUUUAUUAAAACAUGAUAUGAUAUAUAAGCACCUCAGCUCCAAGAAGGCUCUAAUCUUGAGCAUCGUCAUGAUCUGCUGAUAAUGAAUUCUCAUAAAAAUUCAAACCUAGAACGUGUCAGGUUGGCGAUUCAACAGUUUCAUCAGAGAUAGAGAGAGCAAUAAUGAACAGAGCAUUAAUAUUUAUUCCGCUUUUGUCGUUCCUUCAUGGAGCCAAUGCUGCCUGCACAGUUCAAGAUGGAACCACGGAAUCAUCAGAACAAUUGGUAUGCACUGGUCUUGUGGACGGAGAUCUUCCUCUCAGCGGGUUUGGUGGUCUCUACGAGUCCAUUCAGAUUACAACAAGCUCAAUAACCGCUUUACCUGCCAACGCCUUCGGUGAUGCACAAGCUGAGAAGGUUAUGAUCCAAGACAAUCCGGAACUCAUCUCGAUCGAUAAAACGUUCCUUGGAGCUCAAACGGAUCUGAUUCACAGGCUCGACAUCACUAACGCUCCAAAACUUGGGUCAUUUGAUUGGUCCAUGCUCGAAACGUUGUCGGAUCUGCACACCUUUGUACUAACCGGAUCCGGUAUCACAACUCUGACAUCAGACAUUCCAUGGCAAGCAGCCAUAAACUAUAUUGACUUAUCCAAUAACAAUGGGAUCACUGAAAUCCCCGCUAAUGCGUUCAAAAAGGCAACGCAUUUGGCAUCCUUGACCAUGAAUGAUAUGAACAAGGACAUUGCUCUGAGGAGUAAGGCCCUCCAGAUCACCACCACACAAUUGCCUCAUUUGUUUUUCACCACCCUGCCCGAUGGUCAAUCCGUAAUUGAGGAUGACGCCUUCGGGGAUGUGAGCGGUGGAGAGUUGUGGGGAUUUUUAGAGGGACAGUUUAUGGACUUUCCUGAAGGAGCCUUCCGACUUCUCUUGAAGAGCCACUUUGACAAAUAUUCUCAAGAGUUCAUCAUUCCUAAAAAUGGAAAGACCCAGGUCAGGGAUUGCUCCAAUUGUUCCAUCUCUUGGCUCUACAACGACGCCUUCAGAUUUGGAAGGGAUGAAUACAAGCGACUGGUGGGCGACGAGAAUGUUGUCUGCGAAGGUAUUGGACCAGUUUUGGAAUCUAGUGAUGAUGGCUUCAACGCAGAGAUGGAAGAUUGUCCAGUCACAGAUAUGCCUGGUCCAAGUGAGAAUCCUUGCGAAGGUCACGGGGCUAGUGGAGGGUUAUCGGACACCGUUCCAGAUGAUGAGGAUUGCCAUUGUUUCUAUCAUUGUAACUCCUUGGAUGAAGUCUCUGGGCAUGAUUGUUGUCAACCUGGAUUGGGAUACGACCAUGAGAUUCCCGGGUGCAACUGGGAGGACCAAGUUCCCGGAUGUCAAGAGUAGAUGAGUGCUAAUGAUUCAUAUGGACAUUUUGACCCCAUUGGUCAGGGCAAUCUUUUUUGGCCAGUCAUAAAAGGUGGAAAUAGAUGGAACUUUUCUUAACUCAAAAA